AGCGACGACGAGGCCAGUGUCCGUGAUUUGAUCAGCAAGCUCAACGAGAACCCGGAGAUCAAGGAGAUCUUGGCGCUGUUCCAGCUGCUCCUCGUAUCCAAGGGCUUGAACCCCGAGAAGCCUCCGUCGAUGAUGGAGAUCAUGCGUCUUUUCGCCGACAAAGAGGUGCGCGAGAUGGCCGGGAAGUUGAAGGCGAAGUUUGACGAGGCAGGCAUCCAGAUCUCGCCCGACCAGAUGAACCUGUUCAUGGGCAUGUUC
This is a messenger RNA of Metschnikowia bicuspidata var. bicuspidata NRRL YB-4993, 258 nucleotides long. RefSeq lists its product as uncharacterized. The annotation marks the transcript as partial. The transcript has a single exon. NCBI's taxonomy places the organism in Eukaryota, Fungi, Ascomycota, Pichiomycetes, Serinales, Metschnikowiaceae. The record is from RefSeq and is a predicted model, not a curated record.